Guyanagaster necrorhizus is the source of this 594-nucleotide messenger RNA. RefSeq lists its product as uncharacterized. The record is from RefSeq and is a predicted model, not a curated record. The transcript is spliced from 3 exons. The coding region runs from base 1 to 594 and encodes 197 amino acids. NCBI's taxonomy places the organism in Eukaryota, Fungi, Basidiomycota, Agaricomycetes, Agaricales, Physalacriaceae.
AUGCGAUGCGCUCGACAAUUGAUGAUCAUUCCCGGCGUGGACCUAUUUCCUACAAGGGCUCAAACAACAACAGGAAAACAAUGGCAUCAACCACCACCAAGACUUGCAUUACUUAGGAAUUCACCGUGGACGAUUAGUCCGACAACUUCGAGACCAUCUCCUCCCGUGGGACUGCAACCGAUCUGUCAUCGUCACUUCAAGUUCUCGAACUUGGGCCUACAGGCUUCUUUGAUUGAUUUGCAGUCGAAGCCUGCUGAGGAGAUGAGAUGCACGGAGCUUGCGGGAAAGCGGUAUGUUCCAAGCCAUGGAGGGAAGCCGACCUGGAGGUGCAGAAACGGCUGUUCUAUGUGUCUAGAAGGAGCUGAGCCGAGGCCCUUGCACCUUCUGUGGAUAGAGGAUGCAAACGAUUCACACACGCAAGGGCUCGAAGGGUAUCCCCCGAUGAUUUAUAUCAAUGCUACGACGAAAGAGGGUUGGUUGAAAACUUUCGCACUGCUACCGCAUUAUGACGAUGAGGGGUGCGAUCCGAAACGCCUUCGCGCUCUGACUCCCGCUCAUUGUGUCGCCGACAGCAUUUUCGCUAUCAACGAUUAG